UCUGAAGCCACCGGAAGCGUGAGUUAUCUGUCCCCGCCCCAGCAGCUCAGUCAAUCCAACCUGAAGAGAAGGCGAGUCCACGGCUAAAAAUAUAAUAGCUAACACAAGAUGGCCGGUCUGCCUCGUAGGAUUGUAAAGGAAACGCAGCGGUUGAUGGCAGAACCCGUUCCAGGGAUCACAGCUACGCCCGAUGAAGGGAAUGCACGCUACUUCCAUGUGUUCAUCGCAGGGCCUCAAGAUUCUCCCUUUGAAGGAGGCACAUUUAGACUUGAACUGUUUCUUCCAGAAGAGUAUCCCAUGGCAGCUCCCAAAGUGCGAUUCAUGACCAAAAUCUAUCACCCCAAUGUCGACAAACUGGGAAGAAUAUGUUUAGACAUUUUGAAAGACAAGUGGUCUCCAGCCCUGCAGAUCCGUACAGUGUUGCUAUCUAUCCAGGCGUUAUUAAGUGCUCCCAAUCCAGAUGAUCCACUGGCAAAUGAUGUUGCAGAGCAGUGGAAGAAAAAUGAAAGCCAAGCCAUUGAGACAGCCCGAACAUGGACCAGGCUCUAUGCAGGCAACAGUGAAGUAUAGAAGAAGAGAAACGAGGCUUCUGAAUGUGAUCCACAAAAUAUACUCCUAUUCUGUCAUUUGAAUUUAACAGACACAAAAAAAAAAGAGGAAAAAAAAUAUAAUAAGUCCAAAUCUAUUUGAAAGAAAUGACAUGAGCAGCAGACCUCUGGGUGACUUAUGUUAAGACGUGUUCAAUGUGUGUUAGCCUUUUUUUUUUUGUUUUCUUUUUUUGUUUUAUUUCCCCCCGUGUUGCUAUUUAAAUGCAUGGACAGAGAAUUACACCCUCCCCAUUACAGUCUUAAAACUCACAAUGCAAUGUGUUGUCUAAACCAGGCACAUACUGGUACGUUUGCAAAGUGUACAUGCAUUAAAGCUGUCGUUCUUUUAACACAUGCAUUAUUUGUCAACACAUCUGUAUGUCUUUUUGUGUCAGUUCAGCACAGCACCAGUAGUAGUAGUAAACAGACACAAAAAUGUUAAUAAUGCAGUUUCCCAUAACUUCUUUUUGGAGCGGGGAAACAAGCCAACUCAUUCUUAAAAACAGAAGAAAAAAAACUGCCUUUUAACUGUAGAGCAGAGGUGAAUCUGAAGGAUUUCACAUGGGAAAUGCAUCAUCAGAUUCUUAUGCAAUCUCACAUAAACUGUAACUUAAGCUGCUGAACCCUUGAAAACUUAAAAAAAAACUGAAGUGGGAGAAGUUUUUUACUGUAAAUUAAAUUUGAAGACGCCCUAAAUUUGGCUGGAUGGGGGAACGCAUACUGCGUCACAGCCACACAUCACAUUUUAAAGAAUUUAGUCAAUAUCCUGCAGUUUUGUUUUGUUUUUUUGUUUUUUUACAUCUAUUCAUUAUUUACAUUUUACCAUUGGAGUUAGAUGCAUAGAAAAGACAGUAGAUAUGGUCGUUCUGAUUAGAAGCCAGUGAGUGAGGAUUAUUCCUGCAGUAACCUAAAAGCUGCUGGUUGGUUAGAAAUCUGUUGUAUGAAAGCAUCAACAUUUAAAUCUCCCAAACUGGAUUUAAUGUUUCUUUCAUUCAGUUUUUUUUUUCUUCUUCUCAGUUUUUUAGACCCUGUUCGGUUUGGUGAAGGUGAGCAGAGUACUUCCACAUACUUAAAAGGUCAUUUACAGGACGUUCAGGGAGGCAAAUGACGCUCGCUGUUAAAAGGAAUCGUAAAUGUGUAGCAGAGACGCAUGUGUUGGAAAUGACGCCUGUUUAAGAGUGUAGGAAGUGAACUUGUUUUGGGGGGGAUUUUCCUUUUUAACUGUCUGUCCAUGCUAUAUGUGUGUUGCCUGUUCUCUAUUUUAUUUUCAAUGUUUCUUCAUUAAAGAAGUCAUGUACCAUAACCAAGCUGAUAUCAGGGCAGUUCAAACUAGACUGAAGUCACCUGGUUGAGGGGGUGUUUGUUUUAAUUUUUUUAAAGGGGAAGUUCAGGUUUUUGCUAUUGAUUAUAAGGUUGUUUUCUAGGUUACCUGCUUUUACAUUCAUUUAAUUCCAGUGGGUAAAUUUGGUCAUUGUAGAAGCAGGAAGCAGGUGCUACAAAAGUAUUCAAGUUUUUAAAGGAUUUUUGAUUGGCUAAAGAGAAUUGACACCAUGCACAUUUUAUGAUGAUCCCACAAAAUCUAGGGUUUGAUUCAAUCUGUUGAACACUUUUGAAAAUACCUAAACUUUCCUUUUAAAAGGGAUCAGAUUGUGACUUUAAAAGGCUCACUGCUACAUCGUCUACAUUGCUUCAUUAUGGCUCCUCUGAGAGAGGAUUUGUUUAUAGCUUUUUAUUCUUUCUCUUGGAUUAUCACAGGCUCAUUUUUGCUUCGAUUCGUUGGUGUCCUCGCCCAGAAAUAUUAACUCUUUCUAACUCAUAAAUUUAUUGAAGUCUGAAAGAUGGCGCACGGCUUAAAACCUGGUUAAUUUAUUGUUUCCCUGAGGGACUUGAUGGUAAUCUAAAAGAAGAAAACAGUCACUCACUGGAUUUUUGAAGCGUAUUGAUCAAAAUACUGAGAGAUCAGACUGAUUAAUCAGCUCCCCAUGUGAUGAUUAAAAAGAAGAGUUCUGUCGGUAAUUUCAGUGCAUUUGCAUACAUGGCUCUUCAAACACUCUGGUAAUAAACUGAGAUGAGUAAGUAA
Messenger RNA from Archocentrus centrarchus (flier cichlid), 2667 nucleotides. It is a transcript of the gene ube2nb, whose product is annotated as ubiquitin-conjugating enzyme E2Nb. Bases 109 to 570 code for a protein of 153 amino acids. The record is from RefSeq and is a predicted model, not a curated record. Lineage: Eukaryota; Metazoa; Chordata; Actinopteri; Cichliformes; Cichlidae. The transcript has 4 exons.